CCCCGCUCCCGCCAGCACGAUGCCUGAGGAAAUCCAACAUGGGGAGGAGGAGGUGGAGACGUUUGCCUUCCAGGCUGAAAUCGCACAACUCAUGUCCCUCAUCAUCAACACCUUCUACUCCAACAAAGAGAUCUUUCUGCGGGAGCUCAUCUCCAAUGCCUCUGAUGCUCUGGACAAGAUCCGCUAUGAGAGCCUGACAGACCCUUCAAAACUGGAGAGCGGCAAGGAACUGAAGAUCGACAUCAUCCCGAACCCUCGGGAGCGUACCCUUACCCUGGUGGACACAGGCAUUGGGAUGACUAAAGCUGACCUCAUCAAUAACCUGGGCACAAUUGCCAAGUCUGGUACCAAAGCCUUCAUGGAGGCCUUGCAGGCUGGUGCGGACAUCUCCAUGAUUGGGCAGUUUGGCGUGGGCUUCUACUCUGCUUAUCUGGUGGCUGAGAAGGUGAUGGUCAUCACCAAGCACAACGAUGAUGAGCAGUAUGCCUGGGAGUCGGCAGCUGGGGGCUCCUUCACCGUCCGAACUGAUCAUGGUGAGCCCAUUGGGCGUGGCACCAAGGUAAUCCUUCACCUGAAGGAAGACCAGACAGAGUACCUGGAGGAGCGCCGUGUCAAGGAGGUGGUGAAGAAGCACUCGCAGUUCAUCGGCUACCCCAUCACCCUCUUUCUGGAGAAGGAGCGAGAGAAGGAGAUCAGUGAUGAUGAGGCAGAGGAGGAGAAAGCGGAGAAGGAGGAAGAGGAGGAGCCUGCUUCUAAGGAUGAGGAGAAGCCCAAGAUCGAGGAUGUGGGCUCUGAUGAGGAGGAGGAAGAGGGAGACAAAGGGAAGAAGAAAAAGACCAAGAAAAUCAAGGAGAAGUAUAUUGACCAGGAAGAACUGAACAAGACCAAGCCCAUCUGGACCCGCAACCCUGAUGACAUCACCCAGGAGGAGUAUGGCGAGUUUUACAAGAGCCUCACCAAUGACUGGGAGGACCACCUGGCUGUCAAGCACUUCUCUGUGGAGGGGCAGCUAGAGUUCCGGGCGCUUCUCUUCAUCCCGCGCCGUGCCCCCUUCGACCUCUUUGAGAACAAGAAGAAGAAGAACAACAUCAAGCUGUAUGUGAGGCGUGUUUUCAUCAUGGAUAGUUGUGACGAGCUCAUUCCCGAGUACCUGAACUUCAUCCGGGGCGUGGUGGACUCGGAGGACCUGCCCUUGAACAUCUCCCGUGAGAUGCUACAGCAGAGCAAGAUCCUCAAAGUGAUCCGCAAGAACAUCGUCAAGAAGUGCCUGGAGCUCUUCUCGGAGCUGGCUGAGGACAAGGAGAGCUACAAGAAGUUCUAUGAGGCCUUCUCCAAGAACCUCAAGCUCGGGAUCCAUGAGGACUCUGCCAACCGGAAGCGCCUGUCAGAGCUGCUGCGCUACCACACGUCUCAGUCAGGUGACGAGAUGACCUCGCUCUCAGAGUACGUGUCUCGCAUGAAGGACACACAGAAGAGCAUCUAUUACAUCACAGGGGAGAGCAAGGAGCAGGUGGCAAACUCAGCCUUUGUGGAGCGUGUACGGAAGCGUGGCUUUGAGGUGGUGUACAUGACCGAGCCCAUCGACGAGUACUGUGUGCAGCAGCUCAAGGAGUUCGAUGGGAAGAGCCUGGUAUCAGUCACAAAGGAGGGGCUGGAGCUGCCUGAGGAUGAGGAGGAGAAGAGGAAGAUGGAGGAGAGCAAGGCCAAGUUUGAGAGCCUCUGCAAACUCAUGAAGGAGAUCCUGGACAAGAAGGUGGAGAAGGUAACCAUUUCAAACCGGCUGGUCUCAUCUCCCUGCUGCAUCGUCACCAGCACCUAUGGGUGGACGGCUAACAUGGAGCGCAUCAUGAAGGCUCAGGCCCUGCGGGACAACUCCACCAUGGGCUACAUGAUGGCUAAGAAACACCUGGAGAUCAAUCCCGACCACCCCAUUGUGGAGACGCUACGCCAGAAGGCUGAGGCUGACAAGAAUGACAAGGCUGUCAAAGACCUGGUGGUGCUGCUCUUUGAGACAGCCUUGCUGUCUUCUGGCUUUUCCCUGGAAGACCCCCAGACCCACUCCAACCGCAUCUACAGGAUGAUCAAGCUGGGGCUGGGUAUUGAUGAGGAGGAGGUGGUAGCUGCAGAGGAGCCCAGCGCAGCCGUGUCUGAUGAAAUCCCCCCUCUUGAGGGGGAAGAAGAUGCAUCUCGCAUGGAGGAGGUGGACUAAAGCAUGUGUGGGAAAGGUUUUCCAGUUCCCACAGGGUCCCCACCUCCUCUGACUGCUGUUGGGAAAUGGGGGCCCAUAGCUGCUACUGACUGUAGCACCCUUAGUGGUGGUCUCACUUGUUCCCUCUGGUCAGUAGUGGGUGAAGUGGAGUUUUCCAGGCCUGCCUGGUCUGUCCUCUGUCUUUCUGCUUGUGUAGAAACAGCUGCUUGGGGUGGGGGUGUGGAUGGGCCCUGACCUCAUGCCACUGCUGGGGACCACACUCACCCCUCCCUGCCUAGGGUAGACACUGAGCCUCUCCCAGGCACAGCAGGGAGCCCAGCCCCAACCUCCCAGCAGUUGCUCACCCACCCUCCCACCUCCCUGGGGUAGGAUGUUGUAUUUGGUUUGCUGUUUUGUAUUUUGUUCUAGUGGAAUUAAAGUCUCCAAGAACAUGA
Messenger RNA from Alligator sinensis (Chinese alligator), 2643 nucleotides. RefSeq names its product heat shock protein 90 alpha family class B member 1 (gene HSP90AB1). Gene Ontology annotation, molecular function: ATP hydrolysis activity; ATP binding; ATP-dependent protein folding chaperone. The transcript has 12 exons. Lineage: Eukaryota; Metazoa; Chordata; Crocodylia; Alligatoridae. Bases 20 to 2209 code for a protein of 729 amino acids. Gene Ontology annotation, cellular component: plasma membrane; perinuclear region of cytoplasm; cytosol. The record is from RefSeq and is a predicted model, not a curated record. Gene Ontology annotation, biological process: protein folding; cellular response to heat; protein stabilization.